Molecule: messenger RNA, 2506 nt
Organism: Nicotiana tabacum (common tobacco)
Lineage: Eukaryota; Viridiplantae; Streptophyta; Magnoliopsida; Solanales; Solanaceae
Source: RefSeq, a predicted model, not a curated record
AUGAAAGGGAUCAAAAAGCUUACCAGUGAGCCCCACAUGCCUCCAGGUGUGACAUUUGCUAGGAAUACGACUGCUGCCAACAUUUUAACUAAGCCUUCCAUGACAAAAGUGAAAAGAAAAGGAGAGACGGGAUCUCCUUGUCUUAAGCCUUUGUGUGAUGCAAAGAAACCUUUUGGGAGAUUCAUUUAUGAUAAUGGGCAACUUUACAGUGGAGAUGCAAAAGAGCCGUUUGGGGAAGGGGAAACCAGCUUGCUCAUAACUGUUUUAAGUCUGUUAGCAAGAAGUUCUUCAGGGCUCUCAGUCCGUCACAUAGCAUUUGCUGAAGGCUCUGUGCCAUACUUGUGGAAUCCAUUUUCUGUGGCACCUCAAAAAGCCCUUGACACAAUUGGGAGAACAUUGAAUGAACAAUAUGAGAGGUGGCAACCUAGGGCACACUACAAGAUCUCCUUGGAUCCUACUGUUGUUGAUGUUAAGAAACUUUGCACAACAUGUAGACAGUAUGCCAAGUCAGAACGAGUUCUGUUCCAUUAUAAUGGACAUGGUGUGCCAAAACCAACAUCCAAUGGUGAAAUUUGGCUAUUUAAUAAGAGUUAUACGCAGUAUAUCCCAUUGCCGAUUACUGACCUGGACUCUUGGUUGAAGACACCAUCGAUCUAUGUCUUUGACUGCUCAGCUGCUGGGAUGAUUGUUAAUACCUUUAUAGAGCUCCAAGACUUGACUGUCUCUGAUUCCUCUGGACCUUCUACGAGAGAUUGUAUUCUGCUUGCUGCUUGUGAAGCACAUGAGACACUUCCUCAAAGUGCUGAAUUUCCUGCUGAUGUUUUCACUUCCUGCCUCACAACUCCAAUCAAAAUGGCAUUGAGAUGGUUUUGCACACGGUCAUUGAUUCGUGAGUCACUUGAUUAUGGUCUAAUAGAUCGAAUUCCUGGACGCCAAACUGAUCGAAAGACACCUCUUGGUGAAUUGAAUUGGAUUCUCACUGCAGUAACUGACACAAUUGCCUGGAAUCCACGAGAUCUAUUUCAAAAAUUGUUCAGGCAAGACCUAUUAGUUGCUAGUUUAUUCAGAAAUUUUUUACUUGCUGAAAGAAUCGUGCGUUCUGCAAAUUGUUCACCAAUUUCAUACCCAAUGCUACCACCUACUCAUCAGCACCACAUGUGGGAUUCUUGGGACAUGGCAGCAGAAAUCUGCCUUUUGCAGCUUCCUACUUUGAUUGAUGAUCCGAAUGUGGAAUUUCAGCCUAGCCCAUUCUUCACGGAAGAGUUGACAGCUUUUGAGGUUUGGCUUGAUCAUGGAUCAGAGAAUAAAAAUCCACCAGAGCAGUUGCCCAUUGUUCUACAGGUGUUACAUACUCAAUGCCACCGGUUCCGUGCACUGGUUCUUCUUGGGAGAUUUCUCGAUAUGGGACUUUGGGCUGUAGAUCUGGUCUUGUCUGUUGGAAUAUUUCCUUACGUUCUAAAGCUUUUGCAAACCACGACUCCAGAGCUUAGGCAAAUUCUUGUCUUCAUUUGGACGAAGAUCCUUGCUGUUGAUAAGCUUGCAUCUGGUGAGAUUUCUUCUAUCAUGGCUUGGGAUCUUGACAAAGAGCAGCUUGUAAAUACUACUCCAACAUCCUCGGAUUACAGCAUCUCAGCAUUGUCUGCUUCUCAAGUUCAUGCGGGUCAAUUUGUUGCUGGCUUCGUGGAUGGAUCGGUCAAACUAUUCGAUAUUCAAAUGCCAGAAAUGCUUGUUUGUGCAACACGACCUCACCCCGAAGUGGAAAGAGUUGUUGGGGUUGGCUUUCAACCUGAACUUCAACCAGCGAAGGUUGUCAGUGCAUCUCAGGCUGGUGAUAUUCAGUUCCUUGAUAUGAGAAAUCUCAAGGAGGCAUACUUGACCAUUUAUGCUCACAGGGGAUCACUUACAUCUCUGGCGGUCCAUCGUCAUGCACCCCUUGUAGCUAGCGGUUCAUCUAAGCAACUUAUCAAAGUGUUCAACCUGGAGGGUGAGCAGUUAGGCACUAUUAGGUAUUUGUCCACCUUUAUGGCUCAGAAGAUAGGAUCUGUAAGAUGUCUUACCUUCCACCCCUAUCAAAUGCUGCUUGCUGCUGGUGCAGCAGAUGCUUGUGUUUCUAUCUAUGCUGAUGAGGUCCCCCCACCAAGAUAAUAACUACAUAACUUCGUCUACAAACCUUCAGAUUGAGAGGCUAGAUUUUCAGACUUAUGGUGUUCCUUUAAGGUGGUCAGUGGUGGAUGCGUUGUUGACAUCUUCUGGUCCCUUGUCGGCCUCUCUGAAAUACUGAUUGGCUCGCUGAGAUUGCAGUUGACAUCUUCUGGUCAGUUGCGGUCAACCUCUCUCAAAUACGGAUUGGCUCACUGAAGUUGCAUGCUACUUAUUUAUUGAAAAUUUAGAGUCAGUAUCAGAGUGGUGGAAAGUUGAGAAGAAUCAACAUACUGGAGGGAAGCGUUGGAGAAUAAUUCGAUAGAGGUAAAAAGAUGUAGAUAUCUUCAUUCUUUGUUGUUAUAGU